AUGCCUGGACUUCGGCAGCCCAAGAACGGUUAUCGAAAAGGAGGAAAACAAGCCUACCAUGGACCACGGAAAGCAAAGACCUUCACCCCCUCAAAUCGAAACGAAGCAACGUCAACAGACGAGAAGCGAGAAGCCGUGAAACUUGCACAUUCGAUUGAUGAAGCUCAGGGUUUUGCGCGCUAUGAAUCUGGAAAGAAGAAGGUUGGAUGGCUUGUUAACAUCAACGCGACAAGUGUAGAAGAUGAUAAGAUACCGGACGGUAGGGCAGGUCUGGACUGCUACUUUAUCGAGGAAGACGGGGGCACAUUCAAAGCAACUCUCGAGUAUGACCCGUACUUUCUGGUCGCAGUAAAAAGAGGGCAUGAGCCAGAGGCGGAAGAAUGGCUAAAACGAGCGCCGGGAGGUGGUGUUGUAAAAAAUUUGCGGAAAAUCGACAAAGAGGAUUUACAAAUGCCAAAUCACUUACUGGGCUACCGGCGAACGUUUUUCGAAUUGCGGUUUAAUAAUGUCAAUGAUCUUCUCGCGGCGAGAAGGGAUAUUAUGCCUAUUGCCGAGAAGAACAAGAAGAACAUGAAUGCUAUGGAUACAUAUGCUGAGGUCGCCAGUGCAAAUGCUGGGUUUGACCUCUUUGACGAAGAAGAUGAUAGGCGACUUAAUGUUUCUGUUGCGGAUGCUAGCGAUUAUAUUGUGGAUAUUAGGGAAUGGGAUGUACCAUACCAUGUACGAGUAAUGAUUGAUAUGGAUAUACGGACGGGAAAAUGGUAUUCUGUUGAGGCGAAACAUGGUACAACGACUUUUAAAUGUCUAGAGGAGCGAUUACAGCGAGCGGAUCCUGUGGUAAUGGCGUAUGAUAUUGAGACAACGAAACUGCCCUUGAAGUUCCCCGAUGCGGCGAUUGACCAGAUUAUGAUGAUUUCAUACAUGAUUGAUGGACAGGGGUUUUUGAUCACAAACCGAGAGAUUGUUUCUGAAGAUAUCGAGGAUUUCGAGUACACACCAAAACCGGAAUAUGAUGGGCCAUUCAUGAUCUUCAACGAACCAGAUGAGAAAGCGGUUAUUGAACGGUUCUUUCUACACAUCAAGGAGGCGAGGCCGACCGUGAUAGCAACAUACAACGGUGAUUUCUUCGAUUGGCCCUUCGUGGAUGCCCGAUCAAGUGUGAAUGGAAUCGAUAUGUACCAGGAGAUUGGUUGGAGGAAAGGUUCUGACGACCAAUAUUGCUGUGAUUACAGUGCCCAUAUGGAUUGCUUUCAUUGGGUUAACCGAGACAGUUAUUUACCGCAAGGAAGUCGUGGCCUGAAAGCUGUCACUACAGCUAAACUUGGAUACGAUCCGGACGAACUAGACCCUGAACUCAUGCUUCGAUUCGCAAGUGAGCGACCGCAAACCUUGGCCGAAUACUCUGUAUCUGAUGCGGUGGCCACUUACUACCUGUACAUGAAAUAUGUACAUCCUUUCAUCUUCUCGCUGUGCACCAUUAUUCCAUUAGGCCCAGAUGCGGUUUUGCGAAAAGGAACUGGAACGCUUUGUGAGAUGUUGCUAAUGGUAGAAGCUUACAAAAAGGAGAUCGUGCUUCCCAAUAAGCACGUAUCUCCCAAAGAAUCGUUCUGGGACGGCCAUCUCCUCGAGUCGGAAACAUACGUUGGUGGACACGUUGAAAGUAUAGAGGCUGGAGUGUUUCGCGCAGAUAUCCCUGUCAAUUUUGCUGUCGACACUACGGCAAUUGAUGAGUUGCUUGAAGACUUAGAUGCGGCUUUGAAGUUCAGUAUUACGGUCGAGGAAAAGAAAUCGCUGGACGAUGUCACGAACUACGACGAAGUGAAAGAACAGAUCAAGAACCGGUUGAUCAGCUUAAAGAUGACUGCAAAUCGAAGCGAACGGCCUUUGAUAUAUCAUUUGGAUGUUGCAUCCAUGUACCCAAAUAUAAUGACUACCAAUCGCCUGCAGCCUGACUCCAUGAUAGAGGAAGCAGACUGUGCGGCAUGCGAUUUCAACCGGCCAGGAAAGACUUGCGAUAGAAGAAUGCCAUGGGCGUGGAGAGCCGAGUAUCUCCCUGCAAAACGCGACGAAUACAACAUGAUUCGUCAUGCUCUCGAGAAUGAAAAGUUUCCUGGAAAGUGGCCGACAAGUCCGGCGAGGACAUUCCAGGAUCUUAGCGUAGACGAGCAGGCUACAUUGAUCAGGAAACGACUUCAAAUCUACAGUCAGAAGAUUUAUCAUAAAAUCCACGAAUCGAAAACUGUAGAGAGAGAAGCGAUCAUCUGCCAGCGAGAAAACCCUUUUUACAUCGACACAGUGAGGGAUUUUCGAGAUCGCAGGUACGACUACAAAGGGAAGCAGAAAGUGUGGAAAGGAAAAACUGAGGAACUGAAAGCUGCAGGGGCCUCUGCUACCGAUGUGGAAAACGCCAAAAAGAUGAUUGUACUCUUCGACUCGUUACAAUUGGCCCACAAGGUCAUUCUUAACUCUUUCUACGGAUAUGUCAUGAGAAAAGGCUCUCGUUGGUACUCCAUGGAAAUGGCCGGUGUUACUUGUUUAACGGGAGCCCAUAUCAUUCAAAUGGCGCGGCAACUGGUUGAAAGAAUUGGACGGCCUCUAGAACUUGAUACCGACGGAAUUUGGUGCAUGUUGCCAGCAACAUUCCCUGAGAAUUAUGCCUUCAAGCUCAAGAACGGCAAGAAGCUCACAAUAUCAUAUCCCUGCGUCAUGUUGAAUCAUCUUGUCCAUGACAAGUUCACGAAUGACCAGUAUCAGACUUUAGUUGACAAGAAAACCUUCAAGUAUGAGACUCACAGCGACAACUCAAUCUUUUUCGAAGUCGAUGGACCUUACCGAGCGAUGAUUCUACCUACUUCCAAGGAAGAAGACAAGAAUUUGAAGAAGCGUUAUGCCGUUUUCAAUGAUGAUGGCAGUCUGGCAGAAUUGAAAGGGUUUGAAGUCAAGCGAAGAGGAGAGCUGAAACUUAUCAAAAUCUUUCAACAGCAGAUUUUCAAAUUCUUCUUGGAAGGCACAACCUUGGCGGAGACCUAUGGCGCGGUCGCGAAGGUCGCAAAUCAAUGGCUCGAUGUUCUCCACUCCAAGGGAACAACUCUUGCUGACGAAGAAUUGAUCGACCUUAUUUGUGAGAACCGAAGCAUGUCCAAAACUCUCGAAGAAUACGGUACUCAAAAGUCGACCUCUAUUACAACGGCUAAGCGAUUGGCAGAUUUCCUGGGUGAACAAAUGGUAAAAGACAAAGGCUUGAACUGUAAAUAUAUUAUUUGCUCUCGACCAAAGAAUGCUCCUGUUACGGAAAGAGCUAUUCCUGUCGCCAUUUUUUCAGCUGAGCUGUCAGUCAAGAGAUUCUUUUUGCGAAAAUGGCUCAAGGAAGAUCCUACAAAUAUGGAUCCAAGAGCAUUACUUGACUGGGACUACUACCUAGAGCGACUGGGGUCAGUCAUUCAGAAACUGAUAACAAUUCCCGCCGCUUUGCAAAAGGUUCGGAAUCCAGUUCCAAGAGUGGCUCAUCCGGAAUGGCUACAGCGACGAAUCAAUGUUAAGGACGACAAGAUGAAGCAGAAAAAGAUGACUGAUCUUUUCAAAACAGCUCCCUUGGAAGAAAUCGUUAAUUUCGCGGAUCCAAGAAUGGCCGAUAUGGAAGACUUUGGAACCCAGUUAUUGAAGCCAAAGCAAAUCGGCAAACAACUAUCGCAGGCGGCGCAAAAGCCUCAAAAGAGGAAGUCCCCUGAACCAGAUGUCGCUGUAUCCAUUAAUCCAUAUGCUGCAUUGCCGGAAAAGAUGCCCAGUAUGACUGAAGAUUACCUUGGCUUCCUCGAAUACCAGAAGCAAAAAUGGAAGAUUCAAAGACAGGCACGAAUUCGACGUCGUCAUCUGUUUGGUGAGACUCGAGCUCUCGGACAGAGUGAUAUCGGUGCUACAUUUCGAAUUCAAGCCGAGCAGACUUUCAAGGGUACUUGGCAGGUUCUUCAGCUACGAGCCACCGAGAGCCCUGGUAUCGUGAACGCCUACGUCCUAAUUGAUUCAAAAAUUCAUACACUAAAAAUCAAUGUUCCAAGGCAUUUAUUCCUGAACCUUAAGGGCAAGGAAUUGCCAGAUAUCGAGGUUGACGGAUGUGAAGCCGAAAAGGUCAACCACACAUUGCCGAACGGUCAUCCUUCGGUGCAUCUCUUCAAGUUGACUAUGCCGGAGGAAGUCUAUGUCAACGAUGCGCAAAAGCUUUCGUUAUUAUUCAACCAUCCUAGCGUCGAAGGGGUUUACGAAAAGCAGGUUCCACUUAGCGUCAGAGCUGUUCUUCAACUAGGUAGUCUUUGUACCUUUGACGAAAAACAACCUGGUGUGCUAGGAAAGGGACUUGAGGCCGCUUUUGACCUCUCAGGUUUGAGACCAGCUACUUCGAAACAGCCAUACCUCUUUCAGUCACCCCUGGGGUAUGUUUAUCUGUAUCAUGUAACCAUUGGUGAACGCCAGAUCUUCGCCGUGUUCUCAACUGCCACAGAACAAGCUCACAUCAUCAUACUGCUAAAGUCGAAAGAUCCUAAUUCGGAACUACCCAAUCUCUCAAAGACAUAUAUGGAGGGUUUGGCCAAAAGACAUGAGGAAGCUAGUGGCCAGUCAUGGCAGACUUGUUUCGAAUAUCAAGAAAAACUUCAGUUCCACACAAAGCAGGUCACCACAAGACGAAAAGCACUGUUGGAAGUUGGGGACAUCAUUAAGAAAAUGCGAAAUGACCAGUCGCAACCACUCAUGCUAGUCAUUCAGUCGCCUCAACGGCGCAUGCUCAUGCACGAUAUCCCAAUCGUGCGCGAAUUUCCUGUCCUGCCACUGAAGUACGAGGUCAAUGAUAGUAAGCCACCGACAAUAGGUUGGCAACAAUUCGUGGCAAAGACAAUCCUCAACCGCUACAUCAAUCUAGGCUCUUGUAUCGUAGAGCUGACAGAGCUUGCAAGAUAUGGCGAUAUACCGCUUUGCAACUUAGAGCGGGACGACCCUCGCUUCCUCAUCGACAUUGCCUAUGCGAGGCGGCUUCAAAAGAACAAUGUUGUGUUAUGGUGGUCAGCCGGUCCACGACCUGACCAUGCUGGUCAUGAAAAUGACGAUACACUUGCCCCCUUGGACACUGUUCAAAUGCCAUCUGUCAAUAAUCCUGGAACCUAUCCCUCAGUUUGCAUCGAGCUUGACGUUCGAAACUUGGCUAUAAACACAAUAUUGACCUCAUCCUUGAUUAACGAGUUGGAAGGAAGCGAUUCCGUGUCAUUCAAUCCAGCAGCCCCUUCCAAUGACGAACCUAGCGACGGGACUAGUGUGCUUUACGCAGAGAAUGCCUUUGCCGCAGCAGGUAUUGCAGUCAUGCGUGAAAUGGUCAAAGCUUGGUGGACCGAAGCUUGCAAAGGUAGUCCAAUGGCCGAUAUCAUGGUUCAACAUCUCGUUCGAUGGGUUGAGAAUCCAGACUCUUUUCUGUAUGAUCGAUCACUACACUACUAUGUGCAGAUGAUGUCUCGAAAAGCAUUCCAGCAGUUAAUGACCGAUUUCCGCAGAGUUGGCUCUCAUGUUGUGUUUGCCAGUGCAAAUCGGUUACUUCUGCAAACAACGAAGGCCGAAGUUGGAAACGCAUUUGCAUACAGUCAGUACAUUUUAAAAUCCAUCAAAGCAAAACCUUUAUUCCAUUUCUUGGAUUUAGAAAUUAAGGAGUACUGGGAUUAUCUGGUAUGGUAUGAUGAGUUUAACUAUGGAGGCAAGGCAUGCCAGGAGGUCGUGGAAGCAGAAAAUCAAACAUUGGAUUGUAUUAUGCAUUGGCAGCUGAACAAGUUUUUACCGACAUCAUUACAACCAAUCUUCCACGACUGGGUCGUCGAGUUUAUCGAAAUCAUGCACAAACUUAAACGACCCCGUACAAUUGUCGAUGGGGUCGAAUCAACCCCAAGGGCAACUCAGCUGCCGGUGAGAAAUCUUAGUGACGACAAGGAGGAUAAGAUUGUCCUUGGAAAAGAGUUCGAGAAACCGCUGAAGCGCCAGACCGCUGGUCUCAUCCGCCGACAAAGGGAAGAAAUGCUCCACCCUGAGCUAGCCUCCGACUAUAUCUUCCCAACUCUGCCAGGUUCUCAUCUAAAAUUCUCAAAUCCUAUUCUACAACUCGUCAAAUCACUUAUGCAAGUCCUGUCUCUCGAUAAAAACAUUACUCUCGAAGCUCGUCUCCUCCGCAAAGAGCUGCUCGCCCUUUUCGAAGUACGAGAAUUCAGCAACGAAGCACGUUUCGAAAACCCAUCAGAGAGUCUGAAAAUGCAACAAGUGAUUUGCGACAACUGCACCAUGGCUCGCGACCUCGAUUUCUGCCGUGACGAAGAUCUCAUUCCUGAUGUUCCGGGCCAAGAUGCUUCCACAAGACCAUGGCAAUGUGGUUUCUGCCACGCGGAGUAUAAUCGUCUAGAUAUCGAAGAAAGACUUAUCGCGGAGGUUCAGGGAAUGGUUAUGGAGUGGGCGACGCAGGACUUGAAAUGUGUCAAAUGCAAGAGCGUGCGGGUUAAUGAUUUUAUGGAGCAUUGUGCGUGUAGUGGGGAGUGGGGCGGGAGUUUGAAGAGAGAGGACGUUGUAAAGAAAUUAGGAGUUUUUAAGGGGGUGGCUGGCUACUAUGGGUUGAAGAUGCUAAGGGAUGUUGUGGAGGGAGUUUGGAAUGGGUUAUGA
This is a messenger RNA of Glarea lozoyensis ATCC 20868, 6678 nucleotides long. RefSeq names its product DNA/RNA polymerase. The coding region runs from base 1 to 6678 and encodes 2225 amino acids. Gene Ontology annotation, cellular component: epsilon DNA polymerase complex; nucleus. Gene Ontology annotation, biological process: leading strand elongation; DNA replication proofreading; base-excision repair, gap-filling. The transcript has 3 exons. Gene Ontology annotation, molecular function: nucleotide binding; DNA binding; single-stranded DNA 3'-5' DNA exonuclease activity. NCBI's taxonomy places the organism in Eukaryota, Fungi, Ascomycota, Leotiomycetes, Helotiales, Helotiaceae. The record is from RefSeq and is a predicted model, not a curated record.